Messenger RNA from Trachymyrmex septentrionalis, 1253 nucleotides. RefSeq names its product fatty acid synthase-like. The transcript has 2 exons. The record is from RefSeq and is a predicted model, not a curated record. NCBI's taxonomy places the organism in Eukaryota, Metazoa, Arthropoda, Insecta, Hymenoptera, Formicidae. Gene Ontology annotation, biological process: fatty acid biosynthetic process. Gene Ontology annotation, molecular function: phosphopantetheine binding; fatty acid synthase activity. The annotation marks the transcript as partial.
CAGAGAUAGAAGUUACAUUAUACUAGGAGGUCUGGGUGGAUUUGGGUUAGAGUUAGCCGACUGGCUUAUACUUCGUGGUGCCAGAAAUGUUAUUUUAAUUUCACGAACUGGAAUAAAAAACGGUUACCAGCGCAUGAAAAUUCGGCUGUGGAAAUCAUAUGGUGUAAAAGUUUUGAUCACCAAAAAUAUCGAUAUUUCUGACACCAAAGACUGCGAAUGUCUCUUGCGAAAUGUGGAAAAAGAAGCACCGGUGGAUGCAAUAUUCAAUCUCGGAUUGGUACUGAAGGACAACUUAUUGAAGAAUCAAACCGCAGAGACUUUCGCGGAACCCUUCUUGUCAAAGGCUCGAGCAACUCAAACAUUGGACAAACUUUCUAGAAAAAUCUGUCUUAAUUUACGUCAUUUCAUAGUGUUCUCUUCCGUUUUCUGCGGCAGAGGAAACGCUGGGCAGACUAAUUAUGGCAUGGCCAACUCCAUCAUGGAGAGAAUUUGCGAAAAGAGGGUGAAGGAAGGAUUACCUGGAUUAGCGAUUCAAUGGGGGGCUGUAAAUGAAGUGGGUUUUGUCGCUGAUAUGCAGGAGAACAAUAAAGAAUUAAUCAUUGGUGGCACUCUACAACAAAAGAUUUCCUGUUGUCUUGACGAACUCGAUAAGUUUUUACUUCAAAGCCGACCAAUUGUGAGCAGCAUGGUUGUAGCUGAAAAGAAAACAAGAUCUUCUGGAUUUAGCAAUUUGAUAGAAACUGUCGCUAAUAUUUUAGACAUAAGUGACAUAAAAGUUGUAAGUCCAAAUUCAUCUUUGGCCGAACUUGGAAUGGACUCUAUGAUGGCCGUGGAAAUCAAACAAACUCUGGAACGAGAAUUUAAUAUUCUUUUCACAAUACAAGAGAUACGAAAUCUUACUUUUGUAAAACUCAUUGAAACAUCCACAAAAAUCAGUGAUAAUAAUAUGUAUAAUAGAAAAGAACUCGACACAGAGAAGCCACAAUGGUUAGCACAUAUAGUUCUUGCUGUAAAGGAUGAAGACUUUAUUUCACAAACUUAUUCCACUCUCUCGACUAAAGGACAGGGAACUACAACUGAAGUAUUUUUUAUACCAGGUGUUGACGGAUGUGGAACUACAUUUAAUCAUUUAGCACCAAAUAUUUUAUUUUCAGCAACAUCCUUUCAUUAUAACACAAGCAAUAUUAAUCCUACUACAAACAUUAUAUCAGAGAAAACUGAUCAUCUCAUAAAGGUACCAGUGAAUUGUAUCA